Closterium sp. Yama58-4 is the source of this 1992-nucleotide messenger RNA. The record is from the annotation of a GenBank genome assembly. NCBI's taxonomy places the organism in Eukaryota, Viridiplantae, Streptophyta, Zygnematophyceae, Desmidiales, Closteriaceae.
AUGCAUCAGGACGUGGUGUGUACGGGCGACUCUGACGCGUUUCUGUUUGGAGCCAAGGCCGUGGUUCGGGAUAUCUGCCUGCACAAAGCAGCAAGCGGUGUUCAGGAGGAAUAUGAUAAGAUGAGUGCGUUACAGAAGCACUGCAGCCCUUCAUAUGCUGACAUCGUCGCCUUCUGUGACAGGCACAUGGCAUGGCCUGCUGACGUCACAGCACGGUACAUUGGGUCAAAGCUAGCAGAACGAGACCUCAGGCGCUUGCUGCUGGUGCAGCAGGCAGCAGAGAUCUGUGUGACACCAGGGAAGGAAGCUUCCAGGGAACCCGAGGAAGUCGGGGGGAUGCUAGAUGGAGUGAGGUACAGGGUGGGCGGCAUAGUGAAGGAGCGGUGGGUGGCUGGUCAUAGGAUGUUCGAGGUUUCGUGGACCGGGCAGCCUGAAGUUGAAAACUCGGUUGUUCGGGCAGAAUUACUCACGAGGGUUCAUCCGGAAAUGGUGCAAGCAUAUGAAGCAGAGAAGGAGGCUGGAAGGAAGAAGGGCCGACGGAAACAGCAGAAGAAGGCAAUGGAGACGAGGGAGGCGAAGGAGAAGGAAACGAUGGAGAAGAGUGAGUUCAUGACUGGCUUGAGAGAGGCACCCAUAAAUGAUGCUUGUGGCGGAUAUACGGAGUGGGAGGAUGAGACGGAGUACCAGCAGACUCAAGGUGUGGCAGAGCAACCAGUCCAUACAGAUAAUUCAGUGGCAGAGUGGUCACGUACAUUGCUGUUUUCAGUAACGAAUGGCAGCAGUGAGAGAAUCAGUGCAGAUGCGGGUACAUCUGCUGAUUUGGAGGGAGACAGGGAGCCAUUCAGCAGAUUGGAGCCCAGCCUCUAUGAUCAGUUGGGCUUGCCCUCCAGAAUCAGGCAGAUCGAAAGCGACCAGGCUGCUCUAUCCUCUGCACAGAAUCAUGACAUACAAGCAAGGGGAGCGGUGCAUCAGAUGAAGAAGAUUGUUGAGAGUGCGAGCCAUGAGGAGGAUGUGGUUGAAGCGGGAAGGCAGGAAGUGGGAGUGCUGAAGCGCUGCCAGAAAGCAGAUGUGAAGCCUGUGGAGAGCAGAAGCAGGGGAGCAGUGAAAAGCAAUGAGAAUGGGCUGCUGUGGGUUUGGCAGCAGGAGGACUACCCACCCAAGGAGCAGCAGAAGGGAAAGAGAAGCAGGGUGCAUGACCGUAGUGCUGUACAGAAUGCUCAGCAACGGAGAGGGGGUCCAUUGAUUGACUUGACAAACAUGACCACCCUGCAAAAUGACACACAGAAUUCAACGACCGCGGUUGAGUCAGUUGGGAUAAGCAAUGGCGGAAAGGCUGUGAGUGAUUGCAUUGACUUGGUUCACCUGGGUAACGAUGACAGCCCUGGUGGAAUGCGUGGAAGAGGACAGGCAGGAGGAGGAAGCAAGCUCGUGAGAAGAGACAGCGUCCAUGGUGGACCAAACAGAUGGGUUUCUUCUGGCAAGCAUGAAGUGGUGGACUUGGACACUCCAGAGUCUGUCACCGUGAAGGUGGCUUUGAGGGGAAAUGCCAUGCUUCAAGAGGCAGGAGGAGGCUGUCUAUUGGCUUCUAAACUCGACUUCGCGGUUCUAGUUCCAUCGUCCAAGAAAUGCAUAAGAUUCAUCGGGACUGGACCUUCAUGGUCAACGAUAAUCUGUUUCGACGCAUUCAACGGAAAAGCUCGACCUCCGCAUGCACGUCGCGCCUUAGGCGAUCGUACGACUCAUGUAUACAACACGUACGAUUGUGCCACAGUUCAGGUGGAGGCUUCAGGCAUUACUAUGGUUAACAUUGUCAUCGUCAACCAAUCAAGGCCAGGCUGUGGCGGUCAGUCACGGCAAAAUCAGGCAGUGGCGUUUCGCACGUCGGGAGACGAGGUUCAGCUCCAUGGGUGCUGGCUACGAAGCUGGCAAGCGACGCUUUACGCUCAUCAAGGGCGGCAGGUGAGCACCCUCCUAGUCGACAUUGGAAUCUAA